AUGAAAAAAACAAAAGAUAGAGAUGAGAAAAUAGAAGCUGGUUUAAAUUCUAGUGAUGAUUUAGAUGCAGAAUUGGAAGAAAUUAUUGAAAAUAAAGUAGAAUUUAAUGAAAAAAAUGAAUUUUUGGCAAAAGAAAGAUUUGUAUAGGAUAUUGUUUCAAAAGAAAGGGAAGAAAUUAAAGGUAUUAUAAAAGGAAUAUGUAAUGGGUAUUAAGGAAAGAAAAGAAAUUUGUAAAAUUUAAAUAAUGAUUUAAAUGAAAGUGAAAGUAGUUUUGAAGAAAGAAGAAAACAAAGAAUUAUAAGAGCUUUUGAAGAAAUAUAAGAAAAAGAAAAACUAACCUAAUUCUAUGUUAAAUUUAAAAAAGAAAAAUGA
This is a messenger RNA of Ichthyophthirius multifiliis, 372 nucleotides long. RefSeq lists its product as hypothetical. The transcript has 2 exons. NCBI's taxonomy places the organism in Eukaryota, Ciliophora, Oligohymenophorea, Hymenostomatida. The record is from RefSeq and is a predicted model, not a curated record.